Messenger RNA from Cryptomeria japonica (Japanese cedar), 1764 nucleotides. Its product is annotated as inactive protein RESTRICTED TEV MOVEMENT 2. NCBI's taxonomy places the organism in Eukaryota, Viridiplantae, Streptophyta, Pinopsida, Cupressales, Cupressaceae. The record is from RefSeq and is a predicted model, not a curated record. The coding region runs from base 66 to 1631 and encodes 521 amino acids. Gene Ontology annotation, biological process: protein folding; response to heat; response to salt stress. The transcript has 2 exons.
UACAAUCAAUUCCUUUACAUCCUAUAAUUCUGAAAUCUGAGCUUUUGAUUCCACAGCAUUUAGAAAUGGAUGUGAAUCUAUCAUUAGGGGUUACUUCAGGGAGUGUUAGACGAGCUGGUGGUUCUGGAAGCUUAAUCAGAAGAACAUCAAGUCAGCUUUUUGUGGAACCUGAGUUUGAGCCCAAUAUAGAAUGGGUUGACACACCUGAAGCCCAUGUCCUUGUGGCUGAUCUUCCAGGUUUUAAAAAGGAAGAUGUAAAAGUACAACUUGAUGCAUGGGAAAAUCUCAUAAUCAGUGGAGAACGUCGUAUUGAGGAAAAUGUAUUUGCAGGAGGGGUGUGGCACCGUAGGCAAAGGACAAGUUUUAGAUUCAAAAAGGUUUUUACUAUUCCUGAGAACGCUAAUACUGCAGAUGUUACUGCUAGAUUUGAUCAUGAAAUGUUUUACAUUACAAUUAAGAAGUUGAGACCACCCCAAGAAGUCAGGUCUAAUAAUAUCUUAGACCAGGAGAGCAAGAGUAUCCCACAAGUUAGUAAAAGUGAUGCAGAUUUUAUAGAAGAAUCCAAAGAGAUAAAGGAUGACAAGGCAUCAAGCAAUAAAUCAAAUCAAUUUCUAAAAGAUGAGAAGGUUGAAACUCCAGCAGUUGCAAAGUCUGGUGCAACUCAAGAUGGUGAAGCAUCAAGCAAUAAAGUAGAUCAAAAUCUAAGAGAUAAGAAGGUUAAAAAUCUAGAAGCUAUAAAUUUUAUUGCAACUCAAGAUGACAAAGCAUCAAGCAAUAAACAUGAUCAACGUAUAAGAGAUGAGAAGGUGGAAACUAAAAGAGUUGCAUUAUCUAGCGCAACCCAAGAUGAAAAAUCAUUAAGCAAUAAAUUGGAUCAAAGUCCUAGAGAUGAGGAUGUUGAAAUUCAAGGAGUUACAAAGUCCAGCAAAACUCAGUACGAUAAAUCAUCAUGCAAUGAAAUAGAUCAAAUUCCAAGAGAAGAGAAGAUUGAAACUCCAGAAGUUGCAAAGUCUAGUGUAGCUCAAGGUGACAAAGCAUCAAGCAAUAAACCAAAUAAAAGUCCAAGAGAUGAGAAAGUUGAAAUUUCAGAAGUUACAAAGUCUGGUGCAACUCAAAUAGAUGAUGAGAGGCCUGAAACUCCAAAAGUUAUAAAAUCUAUCACAACUCAAGAUGCAGUACAAAAGGAGACACAAUUAGAAGCUCCAAAUAAGCUAGAAGAUUUGGACAAACACCCAUCAUUAUUGAACAAAGAGAAGUUAGUUGGUUCUAAUAGCCUCUCUAAGCCAUUUGAAUUAUUGGAUUUUGGUCCAAAAGAAGCUAAUAUGAAGGUUGGGGAUCAAAAUGAGCAUAAAUUGGUUGAAAAUGUGACAGGCAAGAGCAACCCUCCUCAUGAAGAUCACAUACAAGAAACAAAAGUAUCAAGUGUAAAGGCCAAGAAAGAAGAUAAGAGUUCCAAUUUCUCACACAAGAACACAGAUAAAGGUGGAGAAGAGAAGCAAUCUAUUUUGAAAUAUUGUCCUUACGUUUCUCAGUUCAUUUCAUCGAGGAGUGAGUUGAUGUUUAUAGCUUUCAUAAUUAUUUUCUCUCUUGCCUUGUAUAUCAUUUGUAGAUUGACACAUUUAGAGGAUUAGAAAGUAAGUCAAUGUGUAAGAACUUUAGAAGUCAUGUCCCUUAACCUUGCCUAGGUCAACUAGUUUCAUUGGUAGUAUGAAUUUUCCUGGCUCAUAUUUUUUUAUGCUCAAUGUAAUAAAAAUGUUUUCGACA